GGGGCGUCUGGCAGCUGAGCCUUUUCAGUGUCCCAAGUGUGGCUCGGUGAUCUGGUCCAUUUCUGACAAGAUCCCAGAAGCUAGACAGGGCCUGUGGAGGCAGUGAGAGAAAGUUUUGCCUUAAAUAGAUGUACUCUAUUUGGGAGUUUGGGAUCUGCUAACCUGGAGACUCCUGUAAGUGCACAUCUGAGUACUUGCUCAUGAGCUGCAAAGUCCUUGCCAGGAGAAGAUUAGAGGUUGCUCAACUAAUUACCCAACCAGUUUAUUUGUAUAGGACAGGAGAAUGUGGUUCACCUCUUCAAAAUAGCCUCGGGUGAACUCUAGUAAGUCUGUGUCUUGACAUAGAAACUCCAGUACAUGCUGGAAGUCUGACCCUGACAACCUCUUGCCAAUCCUUCAGCUGAGAGCUCUAGCCAGGCUUGCUUUCCCCCUCCAGUGAGGUCAGAUGUACCCCAGCUACCUGGAGCUUGUUGUCCAUAUCUGGAAAGCUAACAUAUUUGGCAUUUCCUUUCUAUAGCUUCCUUCUUUUAAAAUAUGAACCAAAGAAAGCAUUACUAAUGACAUUCAACCCCCUCCCCCCCUUAAAACUGGCAAAGCCAAGUACCACAGAGCUAGAAAUUGCCAGAAAUGAUUUGCCUGGGCAACCUAACUUCAGCUGUCUUGUGUAUAUGAUUACUUCCUGCAUUUUGCCCUGGAUUGCCACCUCUUCAGCACCCAGACUAGACCUUGGCUGGAGAGAGCAAAAAGCUGGUCAGCUAGGCUGCAUCCUUUCUUAGCAGGUCUGGGAAACUCCUAUGCAAUUGGUGAAGCAAGGGAUUGCAGAAAGAAAGGAGGGUCUCCUGGUAGACAGUUGAUGCCUCCCUGGAGAGCUGGGUCUGUGUCUACCCCUGCCUCGAAGUUACUCUGUAAGUUGGUAAGCCACAUAAGCAAGAGCUUUCACAGGAGCAACCAUGUCUUCCUCAUUUGCCAGAGCUGCUUUACAGAAGUGCUAAAAGUUUGCAGCUGCAGUCACAGACAUGAGGAUCUGGGGUUUGAUUAAAUUAAGUGUUAUAUAGGGCCAAAACCACUGAAAAAUUUAGAUCCUGGUUGUUUCAAAACAUGUUCAAAACAAAAUGAAGUACUUACAACCUGAAUCUCUCUUUGUCUCUUCUUUUGCACCUGUUAAAUAGGGAUAACUCCACCCCCAACCCUGAACCUGAAAAGGUGGCUGAGAAGAUAGAUUAAUUAAUAACCCUGAAGAACUCACUCAGCACUGAAGCAAUGAGCACUAGAAAGAAUCCAUGAAGAAAUGGAAAAGCAGGAUGUUGGAGCAGUCUCUGACUGCAGGACAGCAACGAAGUUUCCGGCCACGUGACUUUCAGCUUACAUCCCCGAGGUUCUGAGAAACCACAGGAGGUUGAGACCUAAAGGGAAGGUGCAGAGCCUCCGAGAGGAGAGGCAGCGAAAGUGUUGGAGUGUUGGGCAGGAGGACAGUGUGCUUCUGGGACGGGUGAGAGCAGGGAAGCCAAGGACUAUCUCAGAGGUGACAGAGGAGGGUGGGAAGAGGCAGAGAAGCAAGACAGAAGGCAGGCACACCAAGAGGACAAAGGAAGCUGAAGAGACCCUGGGAGCCACAGCCAGGAGCCAUGCCCCACAGCUCCGACAGCAGUGAUUCCAGCAGCUUCAGCCAGUCUCCCCCUCCCAGCAAGCAGGACUCUUCUGAUGACGUGAGAAAAGUCCAAAGGAGGGAGAAGAAUCGUAUUGCUGCCCAGAAGAGCCGCCUGAGGCAGACUCAGAAAGCAGACACACUGCACUUGGAGAGUGAAGACUUGGAAAGGCAGAACGCUGCCCUGCGCCGGGAGAUCAAGCAGCUGACAGAGGAGAUGAAGCACUUCACCUCGAUGCUGAGUUCCCAUGAACCACUCUGCUCCAUCCUGACAUCCCCUCCACCGCCUCCAGAAGUGCUUUACGCCACACACUCCUUUCACCAGCCCCACAUUAGCUCCCCACGCUUCCAGCACUGAGCUGGAAGUAGGAUGACAGCCUGCCAGCUCCACUGAUGGCAAGAAGUAACUUCGUGGGGCUCACUUUUCCAUCCAAGGGAAGGAAUUGGACAAGUGGACAUUCCUUCUUAAAGUGUGUACUCUGAGUGACUUGCCUAAGACUUACUUCCUGUGCAGAAAUGGCGGAGCCACCACAAAGCAUCUUGGGACAGUUUCCAGCUUGGAUCCUGAGAAGAGGAGGCAGUCACAAAAGGGCACCAACUCCCUUCUGUGGUGCUUGUUUGGGCACACUCACAAGAGCGUGCAGCACCGACAGCCUCCAUAAGAGUGGCUGGAUGUGACAUGCAACAGCCGGAGCUACAGGAAGAGGAAUGGGAGCAGGGGUGGAGGAGGUUGGGGGCCACAGAGU
Lepidothrix coronata (blue-crowned manakin) is the source of this 2391-nucleotide messenger RNA. It is a transcript of the gene BATF, whose product is annotated as basic leucine zipper ATF-like transcription factor. The record is from RefSeq and is a predicted model, not a curated record. The coding region runs from base 1626 to 2003 and encodes 125 amino acids. Gene Ontology annotation, molecular function: RNA polymerase II cis-regulatory region sequence-specific DNA binding; DNA-binding transcription factor activity, RNA polymerase II-specific. NCBI's taxonomy places the organism in Eukaryota, Metazoa, Chordata, Aves, Passeriformes, Pipridae. Gene Ontology annotation, cellular component: nucleus. The transcript is spliced from 4 exons. Gene Ontology annotation, biological process: regulation of transcription by RNA polymerase II.